AUGGGAAAUCCACAAUCCACAAUUGAUUCAUUGAAGGAAUUAAAUUCUGAUCUCGAUCGCCAGAUCACUGAACUUAGAAAGAAGUUUGCCAAGGUCAAGAUUGAGAAUAUAAAAUUAAAACAAGAUAAAGAAAAAAUCGAGCUCAGAUUUGUGGAAUUAGAGCAGAAGGACAAAGAGAAGUCCAUCCUUAUUACUAAAUUGCAACACAAUGUCUCAUUAAUCAAGGAACAGAGCAUGCGGGACAAGAACACAGAGUGUCAUCAAAUUGUCAUUGAUACACAAAAUGCACUUUCUACAAAAGACGUUUCACAAUCUUCGAUAAAUUCUAACCACUUUGUGUCUGCCUCCAGCAAUGAUACACCCGAACAGACAGUCUUACAAUGCGAGAAUAUCCCGAUAUCUAAUAUAACUGAUAACACUUUAAAUUCUAACGAUACUCAUGAACAGAUAAUCUCACAUAAUGAGGAGUCUAACAUAUCUACUCACUUCGUGACUACAUUUGGCAAUUAUGAUUUAUACCAAGAAUCGGUGACCCCCACACCUCCUAUUCCCGCGAAAACCAUAUCAAUGGAAGAGAAAGAAGAGAAUGAAUUUCUGGAUUCAAUGUAUAAGGAACAGGUCAGUAAAGAGAUAAUGGAGAGAAUUAGGAAGAAGAAACUUCGAGAUCAAAACUUAUCUUCAGACAUUUCUUCAUCAGAAGAGGUGGUAUCUGAGUGA
Messenger RNA from Diversispora eburnea, 717 nucleotides. NCBI's taxonomy places the organism in Eukaryota, Fungi, Glomeromycota, Glomeromycetes, Diversisporales, Diversisporaceae. The record is from the annotation of a GenBank genome assembly.